Fusarium coffeatum is the source of this 1833-nucleotide messenger RNA. RefSeq lists its product as uncharacterized. The record is from RefSeq and is a predicted model, not a curated record. The coding region runs from base 1 to 1833 and encodes 610 amino acids. The transcript is spliced from 5 exons. NCBI's taxonomy places the organism in Eukaryota, Fungi, Ascomycota, Sordariomycetes, Hypocreales, Nectriaceae.
AUGCGAAUCACCAUUGUUCCAGCAAGCAACAAAACCAGCACAGCAGCAAUACGCUGGCUGCUACCUCAAAACCCUUUUUUCGAAGUACACGGUGUCUAUCGCGAUCUUAAAAAAGUCCCCGAUGAAUUCAAUUCUGUCGAAAAUUUCACGGCCGUUCAGGGUGAUGUUGCCGACGCGUCUACCCUAAACUUCAACGAGUCCGACGCGGUCAUCAUGGUUCUCCCGCCCGCCUACGACGGACGCGACAUCGUCGAGCACUCGCGUCUAAUCUCAAACAACGUAAAAGAUGCCAUUGAGAAAUCUGGAACCGUGAGACGACUUGUUUUACUGUCGAGUCUGGGUGCCGAAUUCGCUGAAGGCGUGGGUGAGCUCAAAACAAAUCACAUUUCUGAAGAAGUCCUCAAGACGACGAACAUCCUAGAGAUCAUCUUUAUUAGAGCGGCAUAUUUUAUGGAGAAUUGGGCCACGUCGCUCGAGACACUGAAAGCACCAGUGCCAUUCUUUUACUCAACCAUCACACCUUUGGACUUUAAAGUUGCUAUGGUUGCAGUCAAAGAUAUUGGUAAAACCUUAGCUGAGGAAGCCAUUCGCGAUUGGAAAAUACCGACAAAGCCGUAUGUCUGCGAACUACAUGGACCACAGCCAUAUACACCAUUGGAUGUACAGAAGACAUUCUCACAGGUUCUGAAGAAGGAUGUUCAAGUCAAGGCAAUUGGGAAAGAUGAACUAAAAGGCUUCUUCGGCCAGAUAUUUGCACCGCAGAUUGUUGAUGAGUGGGUUGAGAUGAGCAGAAGCUUCUUGCCUGGGGGUAUUGCAGAAAAGGAUCUUUCUAAACCGAGUGAUGUUGAUGUUAUUCGUGGGAUAACUACAUUGAAGGAGGUCGAAGAACCCUCCGAUGAUUCACCCGAAGCGAAAGCAGAGUUCUGGGCUAAAAGGACGCACGAUGAGAUCAGAGAGCUGGUGAAACUGAGCGAGGACGGUGUUGCCUUUACUACAGCAGGUGAAAGCACUUUUGUGGAAGCGAGGAGUUAUUUCAAAAAGUUUUGGCACCAGGAGUUACAUGCCAUGUUUGGGUACAUGCCGUGUCGUGCCGAUUAUACUGUAGGGUUUGGAGAUAUGGAUUGGACACCAAUGCGACACCCUUCUAAAAACGUCUUUGUCAGACACAGAAUCGCUGAGAAACCGACAAUGGAAACGCGAGGCGUCAAACUCGUUGCUUCUAUCCUAGCCGGUCACAGCUAUCUUCCAAUUGCCAAAGUGGAAGAGACGGUCUACUUUAUGGAUCGUCAAUCGAAUUAUUCGAAUUUCAUCACUCAUGACGAAUACAGGCCUUACUUUGAUGCACUGCUGUGGUGCUGGGAGAGGCAGCAGAAACUCCCCGAGGAAGCAAGGGCCAGAAUCUACGGCAGCAUCGAUGCAAGACUGGGUUCGAUCGAUCUCAAUUUUGAGUCGCCCGAUUCCAAUUCUCAGCUGCCCAAUUCCAACAAGACGUCCAAGGAACCGAUGACAGUUGAGGAACUGAAGGAAGCCAUUGAGCGUCAGACCUCUGUGAGUCACCCUCGGACGAAUUUGACGGGCAUGAGAGAUCAGAUGCGUCAGCAGGAGCCUAGCAACCAAGAGCUCGACGAUGCCUUUGAGGCGGGUUUGAGGGCUGAGGGGGCGCAGUGGGAGUAUGUGGAAGAGAAUGGAGAAGGUGUCACUGAGGGUGAAGAGCAAGGCAUGGAAGAAGCCAUUGACGAGGAUAUGGAGGAGGAUAUGGAGGAUGACAAAGAUGAGGCCCAAGAGGAUGAGGAGGUGAGUUUCAAGAAGCUGACUGCCCCACGAGGAAAAUGA